GUCUCAUCAUCUGAAUAUGCCUGUCCUGAAUGAUGCGCCUUUCUCCCCUGGCAUGACACACUUACUGGGCUGCGGAGCCGAGCCGAGCCGAGCCACGGGACGAGGCACGGGACAGAGACAGGACAGAGUCAGACGAACAUGAUGAGGAUGCGGGAAAGAAAGGCAGAUAAGAGCUCAAAUGGUGAUGCCGCUAUUGACAAAGGAAUGUCCAUUGAGAAAGAAGCCAAAUAAAUAAAAGAUCUGCGGAGUGGGGGGGGUGGUGACAGUGCUGGUGAUGAUAGUGAGGAGGUUGUAAGCUAAGGACGGACCGCUCGGAGGAGGAUGCUCGGACGACCGGAGCGCUUCUCUGCUCAGGGUUGAUCAUCGUGCGAGUAAAUCUCGGGUAUCACCGAGAGUUUAACGAAGCGCUAUUCUGAGGAGGAGAGGCCAAGUCCCGAGAGAGCGCGAGAGCGAGAGAGAGAAAGCGAGCGAGGGGGAGAGAGAGAGAGAGAGAGAGAGAGAGAGAGAGAGAGAGAGAGAGAGAGAGAGAGGACUGGGUGAUCGUUGUGUUGCUGCUGUUGUCAGUGAUGUGAAGCGACAUUAAGGAGCUGAUGAAAGGACUUCUAGUUGUGCGUGGACACAUUUCUACACCUUCUUUGCAGCAGCACUGUGUGGUAGAGACCAGUUGAAGUGGGCUUCCUGCCUGUUGAGAUGUGCCAAUAGGAAACACUGUGAACAGGGGUUCAUGCUGAUGAAAUUGAUCUGCUCAGCAGUGAGCUCCAACCAGAGCCAUGGGGAGUACCCAGACUGCCGGAGUGAGAGGGAGUCGGGAGGGGAGACGUCUCUCCUGGUGUCUCCGCUGGUGGUGGCGGGGAUCGUUAUAGGUCUGGUCCUCUUCCUCUCCUGCAUCACCAUCAUCGUCGGCAGCCUGCGCAAAGACAGUCGACUCCGAAACCCACACCUACGGGCUAGCUACGGUCUGGAUGGUUUUUCCUAUGGAGGUUCCGUAGGAGAACUGAGAUCUACCUGUUUAGAAGACUUUCCUCCUGGUUUAGACUUUGAUUCCUACAGAGAGACUCUGUCACAGGUCAACAACCUGUACCCCGACUCACCGCCACGUUACGAUGAGUGUGUUGGCCCAGGUUCAACUCAGAUCUACCUACCUACAGAUGACCCGCCCCCUUACUCCCUAUUGGACCCUUGUCAGAGAGGGGCAGAGCAGGAGGAGCAGCCUAACUACACCGGUCUGGAUCCUUCUCCAAACUACGGCGAGACCUCGGCCAGUGCUGCCUGGUUCUCCCCCUCCCACUACCCGCUGGAACUACAGGAGCAGGAACAUCAACACGUUGCAUCCAUCUCCUUCCCGCUGGAGGCGGCGCCGCCUUAUGAGUCAGUGUUGGCCGAGCAGGGACAGCCCCUCCCUCUCAUGCCAUGCGACCUUUAUAAACACCAAUCAGAGAGGGAGGAUGAUGGCAAUUCCCGGCAGCCAGGGGCGAACCAGAUCUUGUGAGACAAUUAAUUUGUUUCUUUCACUUGCGCCUUUGGUUGUCCCCGGUUGAAUUAAACAAACACUUGUGAUGUGGGCCCAAAAUGGCUGUUAGGAGCAGCUGUGACACCAAACAAUGGACACUAAUGAGAUUUCCCACACAGUUGCUAACACCUACACCUGUAAUGAGGCUGACAAUGAGCAUCUCAGUGGACUGAAAUCAAGGCCGGGACUCCAAUUUUUAACAAUUUAACUACAGUUUGUUUCUGGACAAAGUAAAAACUCACCAAUUGCGCUGUAAGUUUCUGGAGAGACAGCUUCUCUUAUACAAAGGAUUGUCGCCCCACUGAUGCUCCCUUUGACAAAGACUCUUCUCCAUUAACACCAUUGUCUUGUUAAGUUUUUGCCAUAUAUUGACUGUUUUAUCUUCCUUUCUUCAAUCAGGACUAAUUACGAAGAGUCAUGUUUGGAGUUUAGAACAUCUUCUCAUCACACUGUAAAGGUCGACAAGCCGACUUGGCUUGUAGAAGAAAGACUGAGUGCAAACAAUAUCAAUGUGGUGUUUAGUAGAGUAGUUUAAGGUAUACACAAGCACACAGAGUACUUCCCCCUCCCAUCUCGUUUGGUAUGAUCCCCACCUUCCAGUCUAUUUAAAUGACGUUUUGGACAAGAGUAUAAUUACCACUGAGUUGUGUACAACAUCCUUAACCACCAGAACACCACUGUAGUGUGCAAACAUUUGGAGCAGUGUGUUGUUCUGUAGCUUCCAGUGUGGUGGUAGCAUCCUCGUGGGUAGAACGAUUUUGUGAUGAAAUGGUUGUGAACAUGAAAUCCAAUCUAAUUAGGAACUAUACCUGGCAUUAUCAACACUCAGUUGUGUCAUACUGUAUACUGCUUUCAAGUUAUAAGUCACCAUGAUGAUGUUGUGUAGGUCAUUGUUAAAUAUUUGCAGCAUAGCCUACAUCUGUCAACACCAGAAUGAGAACCACUAUUGUACAAAUUGCCAUACCUCUUUCUAUAUAUACACUGUAUAUUGAUAAACUAUUCUGUAACUGGACCCCAGCAGCAAAAUGUAGCACGGAGCCCGCCUCCUGACGAGGUCGGGGUUGAUGCAUCAGAGAAGUUACACAUUAAACUGUAGACCAUAACAAACUGUUUACUGGAGAGAUGGAUGCUUCUGCCUUUGUCCAUUUGUCACACGUUCAUGAAGGGAAGCACUUGGCUUGAGCGAUCACAGAGGACGUUCUCAUACCUAAAUAACAGAAAAGGUUGAUUGCCAACAACCUCCAAAACGACAUAUACAGUAUGGCCAUCCUAUUUAACGCCAUGAUACGGCCACAUAGUGAGCAAUAGAUAGUGACUUGACAGACAUGACUUAUUUCAAUGAUUUAAUUUUUAGAUUGCCACUUUAAAUCGAAGGGUUUGAGUUGCGUUACCUAACUAUAUCUUAACCAUGAUUUAGUAUAAUUUUGUGUAUAAUAAGUAAGUGCACAAAUGUCGAACACCUUGAAAAAUAAACAGAAUCCAGACUUCAUUAAGUGUGGCCAU
Molecule: messenger RNA, 3013 nt
Organism: Etheostoma spectabile (orangethroat darter)
Lineage: Eukaryota; Metazoa; Chordata; Actinopteri; Perciformes; Percidae
Gene: bean1
Product: brain expressed, associated with NEDD4, 1
Exons: 5
Coding region: 725-1489 (254 amino acids)
Source: RefSeq, a predicted model, not a curated record